Thunnus maccoyii (southern bluefin tuna) is the source of this 15530-nucleotide messenger RNA. It is a transcript of the gene dcc, whose product is annotated as DCC netrin 1 receptor. Gene Ontology annotation, biological process: cell-cell adhesion. Gene Ontology annotation, molecular function: protein binding. Bases 1 to 4356 code for a protein of 1451 amino acids. The record is from RefSeq and is a predicted model, not a curated record. Gene Ontology annotation, cellular component: membrane. NCBI's taxonomy places the organism in Eukaryota, Metazoa, Chordata, Actinopteri, Scombriformes, Scombridae. The transcript is spliced from 29 exons.
AUGAGUGAUCUUGCGGAGCGAGGCGCUACAGCUUCAGAUGCCUCCUCAUCUUCCUCCUCCUCCUCCUCAUCUAGUCUGGGAGGUUUCGUGGAUUUCGCUUUCACCCAGGAGCCUCAGGACGCGGUGACGGUGCGAGGCGGCGUGCUGCAGCUCGACUGCCAGGCGCGCUCGGACACGGCGGUCGGGCCUACUCCGGCCAUCACGUGGCGUAAGGACGGCGUGCUGCUGAGCGCUGUGGUGGACGAGCGGCGGCGACAGCUGGCUAACGGCUCGCUGCUGGUGCAGAACGUGGUGCACUCGCGGCACCACAGGCCUGACGAGGGUGAAUACCAGUGCCUCGCCACGCUGGAUGGACUGGGAAGCAUCGUGAGCCGGACCGCCAGGGUCACUGUGGCAGGUCCGCUAAAGGUAGUCGUCCCCACAGAGUCUGUCUCCUCGUACCUGGGCGACACCGCCCUGCUGCGCUGCGAGGUAUCGGGUGACCCGACGCCCAUCAUCCGGUGGCAGAAGAACCGGGAGGACCUGCCACUGACCUAUGACACUGACUCCCGAAUGGCGGUGCUCCCGUCUGGCUCCCUGCAGGUUAGCCGCGUCCAGCCGCCGGACUCUGCUACGUAUCGCUGUCUGGCUGACAACCCCGGCAGCACCAGGACGGGGACGGAUGCUGAACUCCGAGUGCUCCCAGAGCCCGGUGUGAGCAGGAACCUCCAGUUCCUCCAGCGUCCAUCCAGAGUAACGGCUCUGCUGGGAACCGACGCCAUUCUGGAAUGUUCCGCCUCAGGAUACCCAACUCCCAGCAUCCAGUGGAGGAGAGGAGAGGAACUGAUCCAAAGCUGGAAUAAGAAGUACUCUCUGCUGGCGGGCAGCAAUCUGAUCAUCAGGAGCGUCACUGACGACGACUCUGGCAGUUACAGCUGUACAGCCACCAACAAGAACCACAACAUCACUGCGAACACAGAGCUGAGUGUGCUAGUUCCUCCUCAGUUCCUGAACUACCCGACCAACACGUACGCCUACGAGUCCACUGACAUUGAGCUGGAAUGUGCCGUGACGGGAAACCCGCCGCCAACCGUCCGCUGGGUGAAGAACGGAGAGGAAGUCAUCCCCAGCGACUACUUCCAGAUAGUGGAUGGCAGUAACCUGCAGAUUUUGGGUCUGGUGAAGUCAGAUGAAGGAUUUUAUCAGUGUGUCGCUGAAAACUCUGCUGGCAGCUCGCAGGCGAUGGCUCAACUGCUGCUGCGAGAGCCAGUGUCCCCCAGCCCAGGCGUUGCCCUCCCCUCUGCCCCCCGCGACCUGGUCCCUGUCCUAGUGUCCAGCCGAUUUGUCCGACUCAGCUGGCGCCCCCCGGAGGAGACCGGAGGAUCUGUACAGACCUAUGGCGUUUAUUACUCCCAGGAUGGAGUCGAGAGGGAGCGGUCAGUGAACGUGUCCGAGCCAGAGUCUUUGGAGCUGACAGUUUCCAACCUGAAACCAGAGGAAAGCUACAGCUUCAGGGUCAUCGCUUACAAUGACGUCGGGCCAGGAGAGAGCUCCGCCCCCCUGAGGAUCACCACCAAACCUGACCUCCAGGUUCCCAGCCGGGUGGAGUCUCUGCGAGCUGAUGCUCUGUCUCCGACCUCCGUCCAGGUGAGCUGGGAGGCUCCCAGCCAACCAAACGGCCCCGUCCUGGGCUACAGACUGCUGUGGACUGAGAGCCCAUCGGGCAAGGAGCAGAGUGUGGAGGUGAAUGGACUCAGCUACAAGAUGGAAGGACUGAAUAAGUUCACAGAGUACACUGUUCGGGUUUUGGCCAUCAACCGCUACGGACCGGGCACCACCUCAGAGACCGCCAUCGUCACCACCCAAUCAGAUGUACCCAGCGCUCCUCCUCAGAAUAUCACCUUGGAGGUUGUCCUGUCCAGGAGCAUCAAGGUGUCAUGGCAGCCACCUCCGCGCAGCGCCCAAAACGGCAUCAUCACCGCUUACAAGAUCAAAUACAGAAAGACCGGUCGCCGUGGAGACCAGGAGGCCAUAGAACCCAACAACUUCUGGUAUUUGUUCACAGGUCUGGAGAAGGGCAGUCAGUACAGUUUUCAGGUAGCAGCCAUGACGGCCAAUGGAACGGGUCCAGCCAGCGACUGGUACACCGCCGAGACGCCAGAGAACGACCUGGACGAGAGUCAGGUGCCCGACCAGCCCAGCUCUCUGCACGUCAGGCCGCUUCCGAACAGCAUCAUCAUGUCCUGGACUCCCCCGCUCAGCCCCAACAUCCUGGUGCGAGGUUACAUCAUCGGCUACGGAGUGGGAAGUCCUUACGCUGAGACGGUCCGAGUGGACAGCAAGCAGAGAUACUACUCCAUCGAAAACCUGGAACCCAGCUCGCACUAUGUGAUUUCCCUGAAGGCGUUCAAUAACGCUGGAGAAGGAGUUCCUCUGUAUGAGAGCGCCGUCACUCGAUCUCUCACCGACACCAGCACUCCUAUGAUCCCCCCUGUGGGGGUCCAAGCUGUGGCUCUCUCCUCGGACUCGGUACGCGUCUCCUGGGCUGACAACUCCAUGACCAAGAACCAGAAGUCAUCCGAGGUCCGCUACUACUCCGUCAAGUGGAAGACCAGCUACUCCACCAGCGGCAAGUACAAGUCUGCAGACACCACAGCGCUCAGUCACACCGUCAAUGGCCUCAAACCAAACACCAUGUACGAGUUUGCUGUCAUGGUAACCAAAGGUCGCAAGUCCAGUACCUGGAGUAUGACUGCACACGCCACCACAUAUGAAGCAGCUCCUAGCUCCGCCCCCAAAGACCUGACAGUGAUCAGUCGUGAAGGACGACCCCGCGCUAUUUUAAUCAGCUGGCAACCGCCGAUGGAGGCUAACGGACGAAUCACAGGCUACAUCCUGUACUACACGCUGGAUAAGAACAUGCCAAUAGAUGACUGGGUGAUGGAGACGAUCAGCGGCGACCGGCUGACCCAUCAGGUUGUCGAUCUGAACCUCGAUACGGUUUAUUACUUCAGGAUUCAGGCCAAGAACGCCAAAGGAGUCGGCCCACUGUCUGAGCCCAUCCACUUCAGGACCGCCAAAGUGGAACAUCCAGACAAGAUGGCCAAUGAUCAAGGUCGAGGAGGAGACCACACCUACUGGCCUUCUGAUAACAACCUGAUUGACAGGAGCAGCAUCAACGAGUCUCCCAUUGGUCAGAUGCGCCCCCCUCAUGGCAGUGCCACUCCUCAAAAGAACAGUAACCUCCUGGUCAUCAUUGUGGUUUCUGUGGGAGCCGUCACCGUGGUCGUGGUCGUCAUCGUGGCGCUCAUCUGCACCCGGCGCUCCUCCGCCCAGCAGAGGAAGAAGAGAGCGAGCCACAGUGCCAGUAAGAGGAAGGGCAGUCAGAAGGACCUGCGACCUCCUGACCUCUGGAUCCAUCACGAGGAGAUGGAGAUGAAGAACAUGGAGAAAGCUCCCAGUGUUGCCCCGUCUGGACACGACUCACCCAUCCAGUCCUGUCAGGACCUCCCCCAGGUCGCCCACAGCCAAUCAGAGAGCCAGAUGGGCAGCAAGAGUAGCCACUCAGGAGCAGACGGCGACGAGGCGUCCAGCAGUAUCUCCACUCUGGAGCGCUCCCUGGCUGCCAGGAGGGGAACACGAGGCAAGAUGAUGAUUCCUAUGGACUCACAACCAAGCAACACACCGGUGGUCAGUGCCAUCCCGGUGCCAGCUCUGGACUCCUCUCAGUAUCCUGGUAUCUUACCGUCACCUUCCUGCGGCUUCACUCACAACAAGUUCAGUUUGAGACCAAUGCCCUUCCCCAGCCUGACAGUGGACAGAGGAUACACACCAGCGAUGCCCUCAGACACCUCCACCAAUCCUCUCCUCCAGCAGCAGCCUCCACCACAGCAGGCCCCUCCCCUCCUCCCUGGCUCCUCUGCCCCUCCUGGAGACCAUGUUCCAGGGGUUGGCCCGGUCCCCGGGGCCCCUGCUGCCACCGCCUCUGCUGAGGAAGCUCAGGCCGCUAGCAGUCGGACCAUCCCAACGGCCUGCGUGCGGCCCAGCCACCCGCUACGAAGCUUCACCAACCCGCUGCUGCCACCACCCAUGGGGACCAUCGACCCUAAGGUGUACACCUCCAUGAUGCCACAGUCCAGUGCGAGCCUCCCUAAGCCCCAGGUGAAGACAGCAUCUCUUGGUCAGGCCGGUAAGGCUCGCUCCCCUCUGCUGCCCGUCUCAGUCCCCACGGCGCCGGAUUUACCAGAGGAGGGAGGAACAAAACCUGCAGAGGAUUCAGCUGCCAACGUUUAUGAGCAGGACGACCUUUCAGAGCAGAUGGCCAGUCUAGAGGGGCUGAUGAAGCAGCUCAAUGCCAUUACCGGCUCUGCCUUCUAACCUCUGACCCCGGCCCCAGCCCAGCCCUCAGCCACGGUCCAGUCUGGAACCCUUCUUCAAGCCGUGAUGUCACCUGCUGUCCAUUCGCUAACGGAGGCAACAGGUCAAUCUGGGUUUGAAGAUGCCUAUGGGGAAUCAGACUUCCGUCUGUGCUGGGUUGAGUUUUUUUGGUUUCUACUGGUCUCGGCUAGUUUGGGACCGGGACUGGAUAGAAACUGAGCAUAAACGCUACAGCAGCACAGCAUCAACUCCAAGAACAGGACGAUGGUGGAGGGGCUCUUUAGGGGUUCAACUUGAAACCCCUCGAGGCCCUUCAACCUCAAAAACAAAACUAGAAAAACCCAAUGCCCAGCGCCUCGACUUAAUGAAACAGGAGGAAGGGAUUAUAACAAAAAAAGAAGACAUAAUUCUACAAUCCCUCCUGUUUCUCUUCUUUGUGGUAUUUAUUAGCAUCCUCCUCCGCUGAGUUCUCCACAACUCAGUUACUGUGACCGUACCUCACUUAUUUUUCAUUAUUGCCGUUGGGGUAUUCCUUUUGUCUUCUGUUUUUUGUUUGGGUAUUUCAAAUUUGUGCAGUUACAGGAUGUGUAUAUGGUUUGAAAAUGCUACGGGAACCUACAGUAAGAACACAUCCUCAGCCACCAAAGUUUCACCAAAACUUUUUUUUUCUCACCUGGAUCCAAGGUUGCCUGUUGUGGUGAUGCGAGGUGAUUCACGGUUGCCUCGCCGCCAUUUGUUUCUUUUUCCUCGGUAUCGCUUUCUUUUUUUUCCUCUCUUGAGCAAAAUAGUAUGAUUUCACCAAACGAACCAUCACCUUUAACCCAUGCAGCCCUUCCACCUCUGGAUCCUGCGGUUUAAAAAAAUAAUAAAGGGAUUAAAAAUGGGAUUUUGGCCAGUGAGAGAACCUGCUAGACCAGUCGAAAUCGUCUGGAUCUGGAUCCAACCGACUCUUCUCUUACAAGACUGUAUAGAAACCUCUAUAGACUCCCACAGUCUGUUGCUGCUCUUGACCAAGCCUUUACUCUCCCUUACCCAGACGAACUUCAGUCUUCACCUUCAAGGACACGUGUCGUUGCCAAAUUCUCAUCUUGGAAUAGUAACUUUCUUGGUUUUUGUUCUUUGUUCAAGUCUGUCUCCGUCUCAAACGUGGACUGGAAGUCAGUGAAAAAAGUAAAAUGAUCUGGAUGGAACAAAUUGUACUGGAAGCCUGGAGUGGGAUUGGUUCCAGACAAACAAAGUUGGCUCUGAAUGGUAUGUGGUGAUUGGUCAUUUUGAGAAACGUGUUCAGAUUUACUCUUAACACCUUGUUCACAAUUCGUCACGUUGCACUGUUUGUAGGUAAGUCAGUGCAGCAUCGCCCCCUGCUGGUUGGAGUAUUAAAGAAGGUUAAAGGUUUGAAAUGGAGAAAGAUUAAGUGAAGACUAUGCUGUUGGCUUUUUGGACAUCUGUUCAUGUUUACAUUUUGAAUGCACAUCCAAGAUAUUCACUGAAGCAAAGUUAUGGAAAAAGAUAACAUGAGCACCACCAAAACCUUUUCUUGAUAUCUUGUGAAAGAGAUAAUUGAGUUGUGAUCACAAGACAGCAGUUUGUCAUCUCAAUAGAUAAUUAAACCGUUAUCUUUGGAUCAAGGUCUUAAUUAUAAGAUCGUCUUGUUUUCUUAAGAAAACAAAUUAAGUUUGUCAUCUUGAGAUAACAAGAUCAUUAAGUCGGGAUCUUGAAAAAAAUGAUACACAUGUACAUAAUUAGCAAGUAUGGCUGGUUUCUGCCUUCAUCAAAUAAAACAGCCUCAAGAGGGUGCUGUGAGGGUCCUGUCAUAGUGGAAAUUUGGCAAUAGUCAAUUGUGAGGGAGGUGUUACAGCAACAAAAUCAUGGAUAUUAUUGGUAUUAUUAUUAUUAUUAUUAUUAUUAUUAUUAUUAUUAUUAUUAUUAUUAUCAUUAUUAUUAUUGAGAUUAGAGAUGGUAGUGGGGCAGCUGAUGAUGAUAAUAGUGAGUGUGAUCUCUACCACUGUUUAUUUUUACACUUUGUGCAGUUUCAGUAUAUGUUUGACUGAAGGUGAGUGUGUUGUAUUUGGGCCUACGUUUUAAUGAAUUUCAUGUUUACUUUUCAUGAGAUAAACCCACAUGUACCUCUGUCGACCUUGAUCGUCCACAUGGGAAAACUGUAAAACCGCCAGCUUCACUUUGAGUUUACUUCAGGGGGUUCUGUUUUUUAUACAAAAUUAAGGAGAAAAAAAAACGAAAAAACACAAAUAUAAACACAAAUAAUGCAUAUUCCACAAAGUAUAUUUUUACAUUUGCUGUCCUGUCAGAACUGUGUUUUUUCAAAUCAGGUUUUUUUAAACACAUUUCCACAGAGAGCUACUUUACAAGGUCAUGAACCGCCAUCAAAACCGAUAACUUGCAGCCUUUGAAAGCAUCAAACACAGUUAAAUGUUAUUCAAAAUUCAAUCAUUAAGUGGUAUGAGGAGAAUCUUUAAUGCCAUUUUUUUAGUUUUAAUAUAAGCUGAAUCCAACCUGCAGCAUUAUGGCGUCAGGGUGACCUUUUUACAUGAGGUCAGUCAGGAAGACAUAGCAGAGAGCAUCCACCUGUCAGUUCUUGUCAGUUUUGACAGGAGGAAACAGUGUGAGAUUAAAUGGGUUGUUAUGGGAGGUUUGGAUUUUGUUGCUGCAGUGAAGUAGAGUGAGCAAGGUGUACACUGUUAAAAAAAAAAAAAAAAGAAAGAAAUCCUAACAAGUUGGUCUGUUUUUGAGUCUUAUGGUUGUGUUUUCAGUUUAUUGAUCCACCAGUCGUCCUUUUUUAUAUAAUAGUGCAGCAAUCUGCCAAAUUCUGCCAUUUUUCAAAAUAUCAAACCUCAUUUCCACAGAUUUCCUGACUCGAGAGAGACAUAAUUGGGCAUAAGUGGAAUUACCCCCCCCCCCUUUCAGGAAAACUCAAUUAGGAGGCCAAGUAUGUGACUGAACGACUUGUGAAGACGGAUCUUUUUUGUAGUGUGCAGAAAAGCAGGAAGAAAAAAACUCCUCUUUCAACAUAAAAUGACAAAUGAUUCAUUAAUCAGCUGAGGUGAGAAAAAAAAAACCCAAAAAAAACGGGCCAUCAGUAUGCUCCAUAUUUAACUGUGUCACCCGAGUCACCAUAUUGUAAUUUACAGACCUUUAUCUUUCUGUGAUGAAAGUAAAAAAAAGCCUGAGGGAGACAGAGAGAGUGGAGGCAGAGCAGGUGAAUUGAUAUUCAGAGGUGGUUUGUAUGUGCGAGCAGGGCACGGAGGAAUGAGGCUGGGAAUUCAUUAUAACGCCGUUUCGAAUAUUAUGAUUCAAGCUCACGCUCGCUGGGCCGUUACAGCGGCGCGGAAAAUUCCCGGGGACGGAGGGGAUGGAAAGGUAACGUCUCUGCAGUACGAGCAUGGGGAUGAAAGGUGAGGGAACGCAGGCAGGCGGCCGGUGUGGGGAUCAAACUCAUCAGGGUGUUCUGGGAGAUACAUCCAGUCUAAGCCCAGUGCUUUCAUUCUGCUCCGAGUCGCUCUUCUCUUCCUCCUUCAGAAGGCAGAAUGAUGGAACGAUCUAACACUGCUGGGCGAGAUGGGAAUUUGAUUUAAAGAAAGAAAAUCAGAUUUUAACAGUGAAUGCUAAAUUAAAUGGGGCUGUUGACACAAGAGAUUUCUUCUUUUUAGUGUCAAAAGAGGAAAGAAAGAUGAAAGCAGACAUAAUGAUUAGAGUUAAAGGUUCAUGGUGGUUUUGCACGUUUCAGACUAUUAAAUUUAAAUGAUAUUAAAUAUCUUUUUAAAAGUACAGCUUAUCGUUUUCCAAAUCAUCCAUGAGUUCUCAGCAGCCAUUGGUGUCAAUUCAUUACUAUGAAAAUCAACUUGCAGAGACUUGAAACUUAUAUUCACAGUUGGAGGUCACAGAUGUAUGUUAUCACUGUUUUUACAUUCAAAUAAAUCUGGUGCUUUGUAGGUGGAGACGUCAUCUUCCUGUGCCAGAGCCAGAAAAAUAACAACAAAAAUAUCCACCAAAAAUCUUUAGGUUUAGGUUUAUUGACAAAACUAAUGUAUUAUAAAACGCAAUGCAAUAUAUCAUACUUUGUCAGGGAUAGAGUGAUAAAGUCCAUCAACCAGUAAACAUGAUGGAGUUCAUUGUCUGACAUCAAGAAAUAUUACAAUAUAAGCACUAAACAUAGAUAACUGAAUCCUAAAAACAAAAACUAGAUAAAGAUAAAAUAAAUUUGGAGUGUUUCCGUGUAAUAGCAGCAUGACUCAUCAAUUUUUCUGCUACUAGAAGUUUCAGCUUUUUAGUAAAAGCCCAAUAGCAAGAACUAACAGCACAGCCAGAAUAAAACUGGACCAGACAGGAGGAUAAUAUCUUGAACUGUGUAUGUAAAGUAAGUCUGCCUUCCUGGCUGGAUAUGUAAUUACUUUGCUAAGUACUUGUCAACAGUGGCUGAGAUCUAUGCAGCUGUACAGGUUGUUGUAAGUCGAGUUAUAGAAGUGGCAACUCUAGGAAAUCUUAAGUAGCAGAGCUGGGAGUAAGUCACACAUGUGCAAGUCACGAGUCUAAACCUUCAAGUCUCAAGCAAGUCACAAGUUACUGUGGUGAGAAUCAAGCAAGUCAAGUCAUACGAAACUUGUAAAUCUUACCGAUAUAUAACAUUUUGUGGCAAUCAAUAACAAGCCUCCUAAAUGAACAACAAUGCAGAGUGGGGCUCUGAAAUUAUAAUAUAGCUGUGUUAGCUAGUAAUGUGCCCGCAUAGUUUAACUGGUUAUAUGGCCCUGAAUCAGUCCCCCGACUGUCUUUUACAUUAACAAUGUCUUCUCAAUAGUAUGCAUAAUCAAUUCAAAGCCAAGUCUAACAUAGCUUAAAUUUACCAUUAGCUUUCUAUCUAAUGUUUGACCAACCAAUAAGUUUCUUUGUGGGUUUUGUUGUGACGGAUGAAGUUGGAUGUUGUGGUGGUCAUUAGGUAGACAUAACAAACCUUAGGUGAACUGCUCCUAGCAACAAUCAUGGAGAUGUAUAUCCAAUCAUCGGAUCUGUCAGUCAAACUGAUUGGUUUGGCCAAACAGAAGAGAAAAUGGAUAACAUGAACACAAUGUCAGACUGAGUAAUGAGAUGAAAACUAGAUUCAGUCUCAUUUUCAAACUAUUCUUAAUUGCUUCAGAUAUAAUCUGAACAUUUACUUUAUUUUAGUUGACGUUACAUGGUCAUGUUGUGCAGCAGGGACUGUUUUAAAAACUCUCCUUGUUGGUGCAUUCAAAGAUAUUCUGACAUUGGAGAUUUGAGAGUCACAGUUUGCUUCCAGCAACGGGACGUUUCAACAGUCAAACCUCACAAGCAUCAGCAAAGAGUGUUUUAAAAAGUGACCCUGCUCUUAACCACAUGACAGCGUGAUAGUUAACUAAAUGUUAUCUGUGAUGGUUUAUGUGACUGCAGCAGUUUUUCAAAUAAAGUUCUUCACAGUCACAACAGUUCCUCCUAACCAAACUUUAGAAAUAUAUUCAGUAUUUUGGACUCAUGGAGACCUGUAGUUUCUCCAGAUUGAUUUUCAUAGAAAUCAACAAACCAGAGGUUGUUUUAAUCUAAAAGCUGAGGGAGGAUUUUGAAAAUGAUGAGUUUGGCUGCCAAGUUCAAAAACGUUCUGUGAAAUAAAACAUUAAAUAACACCACUUUGGUCCUUUAAGUUCAAUAUGGGACAUUUCACUACCGUCACAUUGAGGAGCAAGUUCUUAGCAAACAGUGCGGUCACAUCCAAUUGGCUGAUUAAUCUAACUAAUAUUAAUGGAUGAUAUUUCCCUGCAGCUCUCAAAUGAUACUGAUCUGAAAUGAAAUGAAUUUAAUUGACUGUUGAUUAUUGACUUUAAUAAUUCUGUCAUUCAUCAGACUGGUCUUUCUGGUCUUUCCAUUCUUGAGGUGCCGUAAACACCAGCUCACAAUGUUUUAAACAUUUUAUUUAUCACCAUUCAUUUGCCCCUAAGAGUUUAUGUGCCUUUAACUUUUCACAGCAGGUUUUUUUUUCUCUGUAUUUAGUCACUUCAUUUGAAGUCUUUGUAAAAUGUUAAAAUGUGCUCUGUGCUGUGUUUAAUUGUUCUUCCGCACUGAGUCAACACAGAGAACAGAUGAGACGGUCUGCACCACCGAGGGUUUCUCCCGAAAGCGCUGCAUCCCUUUUAAACAGACUAAAAAGAAAAGCGGUUCUUUUUUACUUCAGUGGCACAGAUGCAGUGUUCCAGCAGCUGUCUAGAAACAGAGAGACACAUCAGACGUGCUAAAUCUAGUGAUGACAAGGAUCAUGCUGUACCUGAAAUAUCACAGAUUGGAUCCACAAAGCAGCCAAUACGUCCAUCAAAAUGCAAGAUACCAAACUCCUGUUUCCUCAGCGACUCAUUUUGUAAAAAAUAUCCUUCCUUGCAAGUCAUUCAGUCUCAUAUUCAGCCUAAAAGAUAUUUUUCUUCAGACAAAAAAUAACUUGUUGGUUGAGUAAGAUUUAUUUAUUUUAAUUUGUGUGUAAAUAACUUGAAGUAAGAAUGAUCAGAGCACCACAGUUUAAGAAGAUUAAAGUUAAAGUUAAUUGUUAAUUAUUUCACGUAUUAGAGAAAAUAAGAUUUUCUUUCUCAAUAUUCAAGUGUCGGGAUUCAAAAAGAUUUUUUUGCAGCGUGCUGGGAAAAUGAUCUUGGCUAAUUAUCCAAAAUAAUAACAUUAAAUUGAUCUAUUUAUAAAUAGGAACCGAAGCAUUUGCUGCUUCUUCAGUAAAUAACAAAAGGAACAAUAGAGAGAGAGAGAGAGCAGGAAGAUAUAUCUGUGCCACUGAUAAGAUUUCACAGAGAAUCAUCAUUUUUAUGAAGAUAUUUCUUUGCCAGACAGUUGCAGGAAAGUAACAUCUACGUCAUUGAUGUUCACAGUUAAAGCACUGACCAUGAGUCAAACUGUCUGUGGUGACAACACCAGCUGCCAUAGACCAGCCCACAGCAGACGGACAUUUCAGUAGCCGCUUUCCUCCAGUACUGCAGGCUCUUUAACCCUUUGGAAGACCAUUUUGUUUUGUUUUUUUUGGUCAUAUUUUAGUCCAUUCAUGAGUGGUACUAAUGAUGUGGUUACUGCAAAUUAUUUUCCAAGACAACUCAAAGGUUUUUGUUCAAAGUGUUCCUUUUAUGCAGCCACUUGUUUCCAGUAUGAAAAUCAACUUUUAGAGCGUUUUCAAACCUACAAAUGGUGUGCUCUGGUCUGAGUCAGUGGAUGAAACAGCAAACUAGUUGUGUUUUCCUCUUGGUUUGGUUUCUUUUCUCAAAGAAAAAAUUCAAGCCAACCAAAAUGCAUCUUUUAAAUCCACGAGAACGUUCAUUAACAGAAACACAAGAAGAAGGUCCCUUCUGCCCAAAUAUCAAGCAGGCAACUAUGUUGCUAGUCCAGGUUAGCUAGCUGCUAGCAACUAUUGAUUUCACUCAUCCAUAUCCCAGUAUGCAAAGCAGGCUUGGCUACAGGUAUGUCUUGUAGUUGAGUCGGAUCGAGAUCAGACACGUUCCCACUGCAAAUUAACUGCUCCAGAAUUCGUUUGUGACCGGACUGAGAUUUCUUCCUCUAAAGGGUCUCGCGGAGGUUGUUUUGCUCCACAACUGAGUACGAAGACUGUGUUCAGAUCUGCCCAAAAAUAUCAUACCAAGGGGCAAAGCCAACCAGAGUUAUAAUCAACCAGACUAAACAAUGCAGGUUUGAAAAUGUCCUUAAAGACCUUAUGUGACACCCUUAUAUGGUUGCAGCUGAAGAGAUUAGCAAUUAUUCAAAAAAAGGAAAUUAAUUGGCAACAAUUUUAUUUUGGUGAUCUGUUAAUCAUUUAAGUAAUUUUUCAAGCAAGAAUGCCAAACAUGACCUUGUUCCAGCAUCUCAAUUAUGAGGAUUUCUUACAGAUAUCUGAUAGUAAACUGUAUGUCUUUGCGUUUUAGCCUGUUGGUCUGAAGAACCAAGCAGUGUGAAGACAUUACACUGGACUUUAGGAAAUUGUGAUGGACUUUAUGCACUUUUCUGAUAUUUUAUAGACCGAACAAUUAGCGAUACAAUAAAUGACUGAUUAGAUGAUAAUGGAAAAUAAUUUAGUUGCACCUUUGCUCAAUUUUGUUACUCUUGUGUAGUAUAAAAACCAAUCAGCUCUUACUACUAUUACCGCGCAACAGAUACAUGACUUUGAUAAGAAUAAAUGCAGAGUUGAUCAGUGAUGUAUGAGCUCACUCCAAGUCUCUCCAGCCUGAUUUUCACAGAAAUAAAUUGAAAGCGAUGGCUCUCUGAAGGAAAGGGAAUCAAUCUAAAAACUGAUGGAAUGAUUUGGAAAAUGGAAAGUACAGUGUGUGCGUUGUAGUUAAUGGGCUGAAACAUUCGAAAUAAAUAAAAGUAUAGUUCUUUAACUAAUGCCAGAACAGACAUAGAUCCACCAUUCUCCCAAAAUGAAGUAAUCCCACCAAAGCGUAACAUUAAAAAAACAUUCAACUUCAUCACUCACUGCGAGUAAAAUAUUAAACAUCCAGUCGGCGAUGAGGUCGUCAGCUAUGAACUAAAAGUUUAGUUGUCUAUAAAGGGAAGUAUGAGGGGACUUGUGUUUCAUUUUGAUCAGCUCAGAUGUGUAUUUUUUUUUUUUCUUUUGGUUAAACUUAACAUAAUGAAUCUUGAACCAAACUUCUGGUCUCCAUCUGGAUAUGAAGGUUUGUCUUCAACAGUCAGACCCCGGCCUUUAACAGACACAUAUUAGGAGUCCUUCUUGUUUUUUUUUCUUGUUGGCUCUACAUGUGUAUUUUACUGUGGAGAAGCGUUGCUGCAGCAGAACUACAUUACAGAACGCUGCUUUUUUACAGUGUACAGUUCCACUAGAGUAGUAGUAACUUUUUAUAAUCAAAUUUAAUAUAUUAUUAUUAUUAUUAUUAUUAUUAUCACUUUAUUUUGAGUGCUCUUUAAAACUAUUAUUUAUAACCGUGUGAUAUUUCUGAAAAUGUAAAUUUAGUUUAGCAAAGAACAAACUGAAAAAAAGGACUGAAGCGCCGUUCAGACUUUUUGUUUUCUCUUUUCUUUUCGUUUGUUGCCUUAAAUUGUUCUGGUAUUUUUUAAAAUACUAUUGUAGAAGGAUUAUUUACAUUUCUUAAUCGUUCACCACCAAAAUGGUUCAUUCUGACUACACACAGUCACCACUUUCUGUUUAUUUUAGUCAAAAAUCUGUAGAUUGAGGCUACGAUCACAUCUAUGCAGUUAUCCUUUAUAACAAUAACCUGUAUAUACAUGAGAGACAUAUCCCGAGGGGUUUGUAACUUAGUUCUUAAAUAGAUGUUUUGUAGCCAAGAGUUUAGGUUUGAUGCCUCAUCUGCCAUCUGGAGCCAGGAAAAAGGGUAACUUAACACAUGGCUCAAAAGCUUUUACAUGUGACCACAGUGAUGUCAGAGGGUCCUGAAGUACACCUGUGCAUCACUGGGUGUGAGAAGGUACCCUUUAAUCUGGGUUAAAGAAGGCGAGGCAUGGAUCUUAAAUCUUGCCCCAGAUAGAUCAUCUAUCUGACUCUUUUAGGGACUGUUCUGGUACGUUCGGAGAUGCUCUGACAUCAGAGAUUUUACAAUCAGGCCAGAGAGAAUUUAUAUUUACCUUAGUUCAAUGUCCAUGUUUAGUUAUUUGUCUUCUGGGUUUGAUUUUCUAAUGAAUGCUAUUUGGACCCUCUAAAAAAAACCCAAAAAAAACAGGAUCCCGACCAAUACUAAAUGUUUGAGGCUGAAACUGAUAUAUAUUAGAGAGUUUAAACAAUCUGACAAGGAUAUAUCAACCAUUUUUAAAUACAUUUUUUGAUAAGGAUUACUUAAAUUUGGUUAUUUAAAAAUUGUGACCAAGGUAUGUGCUGAGUCGGACAUUGAAAAAUAAACUUGUCAGUACUCUGGACAAACUAAUGGAGACACUGUUUCCAAAUGAUACAUACAUUUUUGGCAUUUCUGCGCUUGCAUUUCCUGUUACCUAUUGGCUGGCAUACAGAUAAAUACUGAUAUAUUGGUGGUAAUGUAAUAUCAGCACAGCCAAUUCAUCAGUCAGGCUCUAAAAGCCCCUACUAUUAUUCUCUAUAAAGAGAAGAUGAUUGUGAGUUCUCAGCCGUUUGAGCAUCCUUGAAUGCAUCACCAUGUUUAAAAACAGUCCUCUCAACUGCAUUAGGACACAAUAGCAUAUCUUUGACCACAAAAGUCAAAUGGCUGCCUGGAAGGUAGGAAAUCAAUGUCAGUGUUAUUAGUAAAAUGCUCCACGGUAAAGUACAGGUGAGAUAAAUGUGAUUUGUAGUUAAUGGUCUAAAACAUUCAGAAACGCACCAGGAUGCUCCAACACUUCGUCCUCUGUCAGUGGAGACUCUAGUCCUUGUGAACUCGUCCUGUGGUGACUGUGUGAAACUCAGAAACACCAACCAGACCUGAUAAGGUGGAAACUGGGGAGGCUCAGCUCCCGCAUUUCAAAGGGAAACUCGACUUCAUUAACUUCUUUCUUUGGGCGCUUCACUCCUGUGUGGGAACCACUGAGGAUCAAAAAAGGGACAAAUUACAUGGUCAAAAAAAAAGAAAAAAAGAAGGGGAAAAAAAAGACAAAGUGAAGUUGGUCAGGGAUGUGCUGACUUUGAAAGUGGCCUGAUGCUGGUGUGAAAUCGACUCUGUCAGUUCCAGCAGAGACACUUUCGGGCCGAUAGCUAACAAAAAGAAAAUAAUUGUGUAGGAAAAAAAAUUUCUUAAAAUGAUUUGGACCUCAUCUCAUUGGGGUGAAAGGGGCCAAAUUAAAAUGGCCCUUAUCUCCUCUCACACAGACAAUUACUUCAUUUCCAGAACAUCAUUGUUCGACAGAGGAGCCUGCAGACGGGAUGGCUCUGAGUAAAUACAGUUUGACUUCAUCCUUUAAAAAAAAAAAAAAAAAAAAGCCUAAUCCUCGAGUCAUUAUAACCAAAUUAGCUUAGUGACUGCAAUAUUUAAGAGUGUACAUUUUGUUCAUUUGAGUGAGGGGGAGGAAAGAUGAUGACGACGGUGAAGAUGAUGUAUCUCAGAUUAAGUAAAGCGAAGUUUCUAUCCACAAUGUUGUAUACAAUUGCUGGUUUUGUAAUGCACUGUAGAACAGUCCCAUGGUCCUUUUUUAUAGAAAUGUUAUUUCAAUGGUGCAUUCUUUUUGUUUGAUAAAUAAAGUUUUGAUACAAAAGCAAA